Impatiens glandulifera is the source of this 609-nucleotide messenger RNA. Its product is annotated as protein PLANT CADMIUM RESISTANCE 4-like. The coding region runs from base 1 to 609 and encodes 202 amino acids. The record is from RefSeq and is a predicted model, not a curated record. The transcript is spliced from 4 exons. NCBI's taxonomy places the organism in Eukaryota, Viridiplantae, Streptophyta, Magnoliopsida, Ericales, Balsaminaceae.
AUGGGUCAGCUCGAGCCUCACGAAGUUAAUCCCGAUGAAUCUCAAAACAUGAAUGGUGGUUUUCAUGACGCGGUUCAAUUCCCACCAAUAAAUGAUAAUCAAGAAUCUCCAAUAUUAAUGAGACAUCAGACUCCUGACAUUAAUAUUAAUGUGAAUGCGAUUCGGAAUGGAAUUCCCACGGAGAAUUGGAAGGCUGAAUUGUUCGAUUGCAUGAAUGAUCCAACUCUAGCUGUUGUGACAUGUUGCUUCCCUUGCAUAACAUUUGGAGAAAUUGCAGAGAUCUUGGAUAAUGGCCAAACUCCUUGUGCUACGAGUGGAAUAUUGCAUGCACUUAUGUCGGGUUUCAUAGGAUUAUCUUGCAUAUAUUCAUCUACAUAUCGAAAGAAACUAAGGAAUAAGUAUGGAUUAGUGGAAGUCCCUGCACCUGAUUGGAUCACACAUCUCUUCUUUGAACCUUGUGCUCUUUCCCAAGCUUAUAGGGAGCUUCAACUUAGGGGAAUUGAUCCUUCUAUAGGAUGGAUAGGGAAUGUGGCCAGGAUGCAGCUGAAACUGCAGCAGCAGAAGGCUGGCAUGAACCCACCACAACAUCAGGCUAUGAAUAUUGGUUGA